Drosophila eugracilis is the source of this 5928-nucleotide messenger RNA. It is a transcript of the gene AGO1, whose product is annotated as protein argonaute-2. The transcript has 6 exons. Gene Ontology annotation, molecular function: RNA binding; protein binding. The coding region runs from base 1030 to 3882 and encodes 950 amino acids. Lineage: Eukaryota; Metazoa; Arthropoda; Insecta; Diptera; Drosophilidae. The record is from RefSeq and is a predicted model, not a curated record.
ACUCGCACGCUUAUAAGCGAGAGUGCUUUGCCCUCAUUUAAGUGUGGUUAAGAGGGUACAGCAUGCGUCACGCUCACACGUCGCGAGUACAAUUUUUGUGUGGACGUCCAGUGUGUGGCUGCUGUGGGAAAAGCUGAAGAAAAUUGCAUUUUUUGCAUAAUGCGCGACGUGAAAAGCUAACAAAAGUUGUGCUAAAUCAAAAUUCAAUAGUCUGGCCACGGUUUGUGCGUAAGAGCGGGCGGCGCGAACGUGUUUGGUGCACAAAAACCACGUCUCGAAAAAGUCAAGAAUUCUACGUGCACACAUUUUUGGGCUGCCAUAUAUAAAAAAAACGCAUACAAACGCAUUUUCUUGCUGUAUAUGCGAAGCAGCACACACACACAGGCCAAGGAGCACACCCACACACACACGCAUACAAUUGCACUCACGAGAUAUGCGAGCAUAAAGAAGAAUUUUUUCUUAGUUGUAUUACAAGAGCAUUAGAUACAUAUAUAAGUAUAUAAAUAUACAUAUAUACACGCCUAGGUGUGUACAUAAAAGAUACAUACAUAUAAAAUUAAACGAAAGCUGUGCCUACAUUUGUGUUCUUUUCCAAUACUAAAAUAACAACAACAAACAAUAAUAAUAUAAAUAAAAUAAAAUGCAAAUCAAGAGAGAGAAAGAGACGAGAUAAUAAACCACUUGUCUGUUGCUAAUUCCAAUUUAUAUAAAAAAUAACGCCUACGCCACGCCCACGCGCAACAACAACAAAAAAAAAAAUCAACAAAUGCAAAAUCAACCAAACGAAUAAAACUUUAAACUACUUUAAAGUGUGAUAAGCAAAAGGCUGAAAUCAAAAACAAAAACAAAACUAUAAAUAAUUAGUAGAAAAACCAAAAGCAAAGGCAACAACAACAACCACAACAACAAUCAAUUACAUUUUACACCAAACAACACAAAACAUCAAAUAAGCAAACAAAAAAGAAAAAGAGCCAACCUUUUAUACAUUAAUUAUUUUUCUUAAACCAAAACCUAACUUAGUGCAAAGACAUGUAUCCAGUUGGACAACAGUCACAGUGGACCCCCUCGCCCACUCGGCCUCAGAGUCCCUCUCAGGCGCAGACUAGCUUCGACACGCUCACAUCACCACCAGCGCCCGGCUCGUCGGUCAAUCCCACCGCCGUCACCAGCCCAAGUGCCCAGAAUGUGGCCGCUGGUGGAGCAACUGUGGCCGGUGCAGCUGCAACUGCCGCCCAGGUGGCCUCCGCCUUGGGCGCCACCACCGGCAGUGUGACUCCAGCGAUUGCCACCGCAACGCCAGCUACUCAGCCGGAUAUGCCCGUCUUUACGUGUCCACGUCGCCCGAAUCUCGGACGAGAGGGUCGACCGAUUGUGCUGCGGGCCAAUCACUUCCAGGUGACGAUGCCACGCGGCUAUGUGCAUCACUAUGAUAUCAACAUUCAACCGGAUAAGUGUCCGCGGAAGGUCAACCGUGAGAUUAUCGAGACUAUGGUGCAUGCCUACAGCAAGAUCUUCGGUGUGCUGAAGCCUGUGUUUGAUGGUCGCAACAAUCUGUACACACGCGAUCCCCUGCCCAUUGGCAAUGAACGUCUGGAGCUGGAGGUGACUCUGCCUGGUGAGGGCAAGGAUCGCAUCUUUCGAGUGACGAUUAAAUGGCAGGCUCAGGUGUCGCUCUUCAAUCUGGAGGAAGCACUCGAAGGCCGUACCCGGCAGAUACCAUACGAUGCUAUUUUGGCCUUAGAUGUGGUUAUGCGUCAUCUGCCCAGCAUGACGUACACGCCAGUGGGACGGAGCUUUUUCAGUUCUCCGGAGGGUUACUACCAUCCUCUGGGCGGUGGACGUGAGGUUUGGUUCGGUUUCCAUCAGAGCGUGAGGCCUUCGCAGUGGAAGAUGAUGCUUAACAUUGAUGUCUCGGCCACCGCUUUCUAUAAGUCUCAGCCAGUCAUUGACUUUAUGUGCGAGGUGCUGGAUAUUCGCGACAUCAACGAGCAGCGCAAACCCCUCACCGACUCGCAGCGCGUCAAAUUCACCAAGGAGAUCAAGGGUUUGAAGAUCGAGAUCACUCACUGCGGACAGAUGCGUCGCAAGUAUCGCGUGUGCAACGUCACCCGGCGACCCGCCCAGAUGCAAUCUUUCCCACUGCAGCUGGAGAACGGACAGACCGUGGAGUGCACUGUGGCCAAGUAUUUCCUGGACAAGUAUCGCAUGAAAUUGCGCUAUCCGCAUUUGCCCUGCCUCCAGGUGGGCCAAGAGCACAAGCACACCUACCUCCCUCUGGAGGUGUGCAACAUUGUGGCUGGACAGCGUUGCAUCAAGAAGCUGACCGAUAUGCAGACGUCGACCAUGAUCAAAGCCACCGCCCGUUCUGCUCCCGAUCGCGAGCGUGAGAUCAAUAAUUUGGUAAAGCGCGCCGACUUCAACAACGAUUCGUAUGUGCAGGAGUUCGGUCUGACCAUCUCAAAUUCCAUGAUGGAAGUGAGAGGACGCGUUUUGCCGCCACCCAAACUUCAGUAUGGGGGACGUGUGUCUACCGGACUCACCGGUCAGCAGCUGUUCCCUCCACAGAACAAGGUUAGCCUGGCCUCGCCCAAUCAGGGUGUAUGGGAUAUGCGCGGCAAGCAGUUCUUCACUGGCGUUGAGAUCCGUAUCUGGGCAAUCGCCUGUUUUGCCCCACAGCGCACAGUGCGCGAAGAUGCGCUGCGUAACUUUACCCAGCAGCUGCAGAAGAUCUCAAACGACGCCGGCAUGCCGAUCAUUGGCCAGCCGUGCUUCUGCAAGUACGCCACCGGGCCGGACCAGGUGGAGCCAAUGUUCCGCUACCUGAAGAUUACCUUCCCAGGUCUGCAGCUCGUCGUGGUUGUAUUGCCUGGCAAGACUCCAGUAUAUGCAGAGGUAAAACGCGUCGGCGACACUGUUCUGGGUAUGGCUACCCAGUGUGUGCAGGCUAAGAACGUGAAUAAGACAUCGCCGCAGACGCUGUCCAACCUGUGUCUCAAGAUUAACGUCAAGUUGGGCGGUAUCAAUUCCAUCCUGGUGCCCUCCAUCAGGCCGAAGGUCUUUAACGAACCGGUUAUCUUUUUGGGUGCUGAUGUUACCCACCCACCAGCUGGGGACAACAAGAAACCAUCGAUUGCCGCGGUCGUUGGCUCCAUGGAUGCUCAUCCGUCGCGCUACGCCGCAACUGUUCGGGUGCAGCAGCAUCGUCAAGAAAUCAUCCAGGAGCUGAGCAGCAUGGUGCGUGAGCUGCUGAUCAUGUUUUACAAGUCAACGGGUGGCUAUAAGCCCCACCGCAUCAUACUCUAUCGGGACGGAGUCUCCGAGGGCCAGUUCCCGCAUGUUCUGCAGCACGAGCUGACCGCUAUUCGCGAGGCCUGUAUUAAGCUGGAACCAGAAUAUCGACCAGGCAUUACGUUCAUUGUAGUACAGAAGCGCCAUCAUACACGUCUUUUCUGCGCCGAGAAGAAGGAGCAAAGCGGCAAAUCGGGCAACAUUCCCGCUGGCACCACCGUCGAUGUGGGCAUCACACAUCCCACCGAAUUCGAUUUCUAUUUGUGCAGCCAUCAGGGCAUCCAGGGCACCAGUCGCCCCUCACACUACCACGUUCUGUGGGACGACAAUCACUUUGACUCGGACGAGCUACAGUGCCUCACGUACCAGCUAUGCCACACGUACGUGCGGUGCACCCGUUCCGUCAGUAUACCGGCGCCAGCCUAUUAUGCCCAUUUAGUAGCCUUCCGUGCUAGAUACCAUCUGGUGGAGAAGGAGCAUGAUUCGGGCGAGGGAUCGCACCAGAGCGGCUGCUCCGAGGAUCGUACACCAGGUGCCAUGGCCAGGGCCAUCACUGUGCACGCGGACACCAAGAAGGUUAUGUACUUUGCCUAAAAAGUAUAGACACCGACCGACUCCCCCAUAAAACCAACACCAAAAAGCUAAGGAAUACAAAAUCAGUUUCGAAAUUCGAUUCGAAUAAGCUACUCCCCCCACUUCCUUCCCCUCAGAGAUCAGAAAGCGAAUGAAAGCCAAUCAUAAAAAUAUAGAAUUAAGUUUAAAGUUAAAUUUUACGUUGAGCGAGGAGAGUUCGAUGAGAGGGAAAACCAACGAGAAUACGAAGAUCUUGCAUGAAUUAGUAAUUUAGUAAGCAGAUGAGAAAAAAUCCCACAAAGACACACAAACACACCACUCACUCUCAUCCACACUCACAGAUGCACACACAAAGCAGAUAGCCCCACAGUGAGAAAUUAUAUAGGAAUAUAGGCAAUCGAAUGUCAGGCACAAGUUUGCGCAACCGAAGGAAAACAAGCGAAAGCGAAAUGUGAGAAUUCUCAAAAACAAGCGUAGCAAACAAAUUUGAAAGCAAAUAGGAAAUCAACUAAAAGGGAACAAAAACUACGACAGCAACACCAACCAACAACAAAAACCAAGGGAAAAAAAAUAAAGAAAAGCGUCAUUAACACGAGAGAGAGACAACUUUUGUAAAAUAAAUUACGAUUAAAUUGUACAAUAUAUUUUUACACGAUACGAAAUGAAGACAUGAUGAAUGAAUAUGAAUGAAUGCACACAACCAAAGGUUUUUAGUAUACAAAAAAAAAAGAAAACAACAAGGAAAUGAAUACGUUGCUGAUCGACUCACACAGCAAAAACACCACAAGAACACCAACCACUCGGAUUCUCUGUACUGUGAACGAAGACCACCACCAAAUUAUAAACAAACAAACAAACAAAAAAUAAACACAAAACGACAUUAAGGCGACAAGCAUUGAAAGAGUGUAAACACAACUUAGUAUGUACUAAAUGAAAUACUUCAAUAACUAGGGCGUGCAGAUAAAAGAAACGAUAAAACCAAGCAAGAACAUUUAAUAGUUUGUAAGUUGGGCUCUACCAAAAAAAAAAAAAAAAAAAAAACGAAAAAAAAAUCAGUUAAAAGGGCGACGACGAUGAGAGAGCGUGACGGAGUAAACGAGAACUGCAAUUUCAACAAGGGACAAACUUUUGGUCAAUACAAUAGCUAUACUUAAAGAGCGGAGCCUAGUAUAUACACAACCCUAAGCCUAAACUAAACUAAAAUUUAAAGUUUUUACAAAACGAUAAACGAAAAAGCGGAAUGGAACUGUAACAAUAUAGAAUAUAUACUUAAAUUCAAAAAGUGCAAAUAACAAGGGUAGCAACAGAGCGUUGAAAGUGCAGAUAUUUUAUGUUAGUCUUUAGUUUUAUCCUCUUGUAACAACACACACAGACACACACCCUCAGACAGACGCAAUCAGACUCAAAACUUCUCCCUACCCGAGUUCAAGGCAUAUCACUCAAUGUCCUCUUAUUUAUGUACCUCCUACAGUUUAGUCUAACGAUAAUAUUUAGUUUGUACCUUAUAUUUUUUACAAAAGCUUAACGAAAUUUGUUGAUUUCUUGAUGUUGAUUCUUCUUCGAAUGAAACGAAAAAUAAGAUCGCGAACACACAGGCCUGCUUUUCGUUGUAAUUUCUUAAUUAAUUAACUUAAGAGCAAAGUGGUGUACGGGUAAUAUAAAACGAGGUUAAAAAAAAAAAAUGGCACUCUUCUCCACCGUCCCAAGGAGAGAGAGAGAGUGAGGUGGCAACUACAUUUCAAUAUUUUACAAAGUAGUUUUAGUUUCGCCAAAAUCAACAAGCAACAACAAACAAACAAACAAUAUCAAUAUGAGAAAACGUAUGCUUAUUAAUUGUACUAUAUCGAGGACACAGUUCAAGUUAACAUUAUGAUGAGUUGUUAUUUAUGCGGUACGGGCGAUGUAGAUUUUCUCUAAAUCAUCAGUACCGAAAACCUUAUUUAUAAUUGUGUACAUCCUUAACAGAUCCUUUAAUUUAGAUUUAGUUUUCCAAGUUCGCAAGCUGUUUUGCCAAUCGUACAUUAUAUGUGAGCAUUAUAAAAUACAUCAUACAUAUAUAUAAAUCAA